GUGAGGGGAGACUGAAACACUGAAUCAGGAGAGAGAGCGAGAGAGAGAGAGAGAGAGAGAGAGAGAUUGGACUGGCGGAGACCCGUCCGCUGAUGAGCGCCUGUUUCCUCUUUGCCUCUAAACGCAGUGCAUAAGGGUUUUAGCACUUUUUAGAGAGAUGAGCUGCUGUUUUGUUUUCUAUAAGCAGUGUAACUGAGUCGUGCUUCCGUCGUCUCUUCCUCGCAACCCCCAAUGCGGAUUUAAUCAUCCUGAAAACGUCAAUCUCUCCUCAGAGAGGUUCAGCACAUCGGACAGCGGCAGCGGCGAGACUCUGUCAACCAGCAAAUUGAAAAGACAACCUGUGGCUUCCUAUCCAAGCAUCGUCAUUUACAGGACUUACAGUCUCAGCUAGGAUCAGUAGCAGAGAAGCUGAACCAAGUUCUUUAGCAUACAUUGCAAGCUGCACUUCCUCACUGUUAAGUCUAACUGUGCCAGUGUGACCCUGGGGCCUGCCAGCUCAGCCAUGCUGUUUAUCUGGGUCAGCUGACACAGAUGAAUGGGUCUAUGUCUGUCAGAUGAGGUUCAGGCAGACGUUGCAGUUUUCUUUAGUGAAAGAUACAUGUGUGCAGAUACUCCAUUGCACCACCUCAGAGGUGCUGACUGAUGUGAAAGGCUCAGCCAUGGAGGCUCAGAGCUGCAUGAAACUGUCAAAACACUGAAGGAGUAAGAAGGCACACCCGACUCCAUGGAACUCCGCUGAAAGUGCACAAGGGUAGCAUUGCAUCAACAAGAUUUAUCCAUUUUUCAUAGUACAUACUUGCACCAUCAUCAAUGGAUAAUUAAACUUGGUUGAACAUUAAAUAAUCCUGUAUUUACCUUUGGGCUUUAAUAGGAGUACAAUUCCUGUUUAUUAUUCCUUUUUAAUUGGGUAAAUUAACACAUUGUGUAGUGAGAGCAGAGGGACCCUCACCAUGGUUUUGCCGCCCCCUGACAAGCGGCACGUGUGUCUAACCACCAUUGUCAUCAUGACUAGUAUGGCUUUCAUGGAUGCUUACCUGGUGGAGCAGAACCAGGGUCCACGGAAGAUUGGUGUUUGCAUCAUUGUCCUGGUGGGGGACAUCUGCUUCCUCAUAGUUCUCCGCUACGUUGCUGUGUGGGUCGGGGCUGAGGUUAGGACUGCAAAACGUGGCUAUGCCAUGAUCCUCUGGUUCCUUUACAUCUUCGUUCUGGAAAUCAAGCUUUAUUUUGUGUUCCAGAACUACAAGGCUGACCGCAAGAGCCUGGAGACUGUAGCUCGAAAAGCUUUGACUCUGUUGCUUUCAGUUUGUGUUCCAGGGCUCUAUCUUGUCCUGGUUGCCCUGGACAGCAUGGAGUAUGUUAGAACUUUCCGUAAGAAGGAAGACAUGCGUGGUCGAUUGUUUUGGGUGGCACUAGACCUUUUAGACGUGCUAGACAUCCAGGCCAACCUGUGGGAGCCACAGCGAACUGGGCUGCCCAUCUGGGCUGAAGGGCUAAUGUUUUUCUACUGUUACAUACUGCUACUGAUUCUACCAUGUGUGUCUCUGAGUGAGAUCAGUGUGCAGGGUGAGCAUGUGUCUCCGCAGAAAAUGAUGCUGUACCCUGUGCUCAGCCUUGUCACCAUUAACAUUGUCACCAUUCUCAUCCGUGGGGUCAACAUGGUACUGUUCCAGGACAGUCGUGUCUCCACAAUAUUUAUUGGCAAGAAUGUAGUUGCCAUAGCCACCAAGGCCUGCACAUUCCUGGAGUACCGGCGACAAGUGAAGGAGUUUCCACCACAAGAUCCUGCAGGCAUUGCUAUGGAGAUCCAGCAGAACUCAGUUCCGCAUAACCAAACUCUGCCAAACACUACAACGAACCUGCCAGAAGAGCCAUCACCACCCCGUGAGGUCAUUGACACGUGACCAAAGCUGACAUAGACAUUAUACAUUACCUGGACAUCGUAAACUGACUAUGGCUUGGUCUUUAGGCAGGAUGAAAUAAACCAUUAUUGACUGUUCUAGUUCAGGGAAUAGCUAAGGAAUAUUCUUGACUCCUUUGGACUAGAUUAGCUUGAUGUUCAAAAUUAAGAUUCCUUUUUUAAGAGUAUUUUUAUCUUUUUUGUUGUAAAGUUAAUGCUCAGUGACAAGUCACAGCCAAAUGAAAGUGAAUCCUUGAAAUUUGUAAGUGAAUCCACAAUUUUUCAAAAAUUGUUUUAAUCAUGUUACAUGUGGGAUGAAUUUUUGAUGACCCCAGAAGCAUUAAUAUUGCACACAGAAUUGAAUGAGAAGAGCAAAUAUGUCCUGGCCUGGCUGGAUAUGCAGCUAUUACUAAAGCGUCAACUAUGAAGAUAUGUUAACAUAAACUCUUAAAAAAGAUCUAGAGGGGUUUGUGGGGUUCCAGACAUAACCAUUUAAGAAUGGUAGGUUUUUUACCUCUUCAGUCAUGACUUACAGUUCUUUGUAGUAUGUGGAUGUGAGGAUCUAUGUCAUCAUUACAUAACAUUAAUAUUUAAAGAAUUAUUAAGCAUUGAGAGAAACGGAACCACUUCUUGGAUAAUUCUGUAUGGAGCUAUCUAUCCUAUUCCUACACUUUGAUGUAUGUCCUGGAGGCUACACAAUGGUUGUUGGCCAUCUUUACCAACAUAAAAAUAAUUCUGAACUUCAUACAACAACACUGGCAUAACUACUGGGAGCAUUGUGGGUGCCCCUCAUAUUGGUACUGACACAAACACUACACAGGAAGUCCUGAUGUCUAUUCAACUUCCUUUUAUUUAUAACGCCAUCAAUGGUAGUGGCCUUACAACAGCUCCUUUACAACAUACAACAGGAUUAUUAUUUAAAAUUACAAGAAAUCUAACAUAAAUAUUUAGGUUAUGUGCUACGUGGUAGUGGGUAGAGUGCCAAAUUGUUUGAAACAUAACAAUAGCAAGUAAAUUGUCAAUAAUGCUUCAUGCUUCCAAAGUGCCAAGAAUUUGUCAAUCUAUAUAUAUAUAUAUAUAUAUAUAUAUAUAUAUAUAUAUAUAUAU
This is a messenger RNA of Pygocentrus nattereri (red-bellied piranha), 3004 nucleotides long. It is a transcript of the gene tmem121aa, whose product is annotated as transmembrane protein 121Aa. NCBI's taxonomy places the organism in Eukaryota, Metazoa, Chordata, Actinopteri, Characiformes, Serrasalmidae. The transcript is spliced from 2 exons. The record is from RefSeq and is a predicted model, not a curated record. Bases 951 to 1901 code for a protein of 316 amino acids.